AUGCAUGCCUGCACUGCCACAAUUCCAACGACGAUUGGCCUCGUCAAAGCCAAGAAGAAAAGCAACACUUAUUCCGGCAAGAAACACAACAAUCUCAGUCUCAUUUCUCCUCAGUCCGUGUCGGAUACCAGCCUUAUCCUUCGUACCGAUAUUACUCCAACCAUGCACCGGGUCAAGGACUCAGCACCGUCUUGUUCCGCCAUCUACAACAUGACACCAUUGGUCAAUCACAACGGACACCAUGACGACAAACCAAUACCCAACAACUUCGGCAACGUCCCUUUGGCCCACAACAAGAAGAGCCGCAAAUCACGGCGCUGUUCCUCUUUGGAGCAAUGA
This is a messenger RNA of Seminavis robusta, 339 nucleotides long. Lineage: Eukaryota; Bacillariophyta; Bacillariophyceae; Naviculales; Naviculaceae. The record is from the annotation of a GenBank genome assembly.